Bombyx mandarina (wild silkworm) is the source of this 2778-nucleotide messenger RNA. RefSeq names its product scavenger receptor class B member 3 (gene SCRB3). The record is from RefSeq and is a predicted model, not a curated record. Lineage: Eukaryota; Metazoa; Arthropoda; Insecta; Lepidoptera; Bombycidae. Gene Ontology annotation, cellular component: membrane; cytoplasm. Gene Ontology annotation, molecular function: scavenger receptor activity.
UCGGGAAUCGGGCGGUGUUUGUAAAUAUUAAGCCCGUUUGAUUUUCAUAUUUUAUUUACUCAAAUGGACCUUACGAUUAUACAAUAAUUCUUGGCUAUCAUAAGUGUGAAUUAUUUACCAGUGCUUAGAAUGAGUUGUUAAUGUAAUUAAAAGUGUUUUGAAUAAAAUUAUAAAUCCAAAAUUAAAUAAAAAGGUGGAUGAAGAUGGUGUCUUCCGGAGUGAAAAGCGGUCUGUUCAUGGGCUUCGGGUCAGCGCUGGUCCUUAUCGGUGCUAUCGUAGUAGUAUACUGGCCUUCCCUCUUCAUGGCUCAGUUACAGAGGAUGAUGAUCCUAUCGCCGACCUCAACGUCGUUCGGCAUAUGGCAGGAGACUCCAAUACCGAUGUACCUGGAAUGCUACAUGUUCAACAUAACGAACGCGGAUAAGAUCCUCGCGAAAGAGGACGUAAUACUGAAAGUGGAGCAGUUUGGUCCUUACGUGUUCAGGGAGUCACAUUCUAAAGUGAACCUGACUUGGAAUGAUAACAGCACAAUCACAUUCUACAAUCAGAGAUUUUGGCACUUCGACCAGAAUUUGUCGAAGGGAAGUCUUUCGGAUGAGAUUAUCAGCAUCAACCCUAUAAUAGCGACUGUGGCGUACAUUGUCAGACACCAGCCCAGGGUCGUCAAGGUGUCCGUUGACGUUUUCCUGCGAAUGUUCCACGACGACCUCUUCCUGAAGGCGAACGUCUCGUCCUGGCUGUUCGAAGGCAUCGAAGACCCGGUUUUGGAGAUGGCCCAAAAGUUUCCCGAUCUACCCUUGAAUAUACCGUACGACAAAUUCGGAUGGUUCUAUGAGCGCAAUGGCUCGAGGGAAUUUGACGGUUCGUUCAUAAUGAACACGGGAGCGGCGGACUUCUCGCGGCUCGGCAACAUUGAGCUGUGGAAGUACUCCCCCAGGACCGUGUUCAGGGACCACUGUGGAGACGUGAAGGGGUCCACUGGGGAGCUAUGGGCCCCAGAGCUGGGGCAACCCGAGUUGUUCGUCUUCGCGUCCGACAUAUGCACAUACCUGACACUGCACAAGAAGGAAGACGUGCUGAUAGAAAACAUAGAGGGCGUUCGGUACGCGGCCAAUGACUCGCUGUUCGACAACGGACACAACUAUCCCGCAAUGGCGUGCUACUGCGACGAGGUUAGGGACCGGGACUGCGUGCCCCCCGGCGCCCUCAACGUGUCCCUGUGCCGCCUGGGAGCCCCGGCCUUCGUGUCCCAGCCGCACUUCCUGGACGCGGACCCGUACUACCCCAGCAAGAUCCAGGGUCUGGACCCGCAGGAGGAGCACAGGUUCAGCCUGGCGCUGGAGAUGUUCACCGGGAUGCCGCUGGCCGUGUCCGCGCAGCUGCAGAUCAACCUGCUCAUCAGAGAUGUCUGGGGGAUAAGUAUCAACAACGUGUUGCCGGACCCAGACACGAUGGUGCCGAUGUUCUGGUUCCGGCAGGAGCUGCAGGUGACGCCGGAUUACGCGCACAUGGCCAGAGUAGCCCUGGCGCUGCGAUACUACACUCCAUACGCGCUCUAUGCCCUCACCGUAAUCGGCGUGGUCCUCAUAUUAGUAGGUGUAGUCGUACUAAUCAGAAGACUUCUGAAUUCAUCAGACACGACGCCUCUCAUAGAAGAAAGUGCGUCACAAGAGAAUCACCAAUAAUCGAAAAUUUAAUAUACUAUUUUAAAUAUAAAUAUUAAUAGGUACUUUCGGUUCGAAUUCCGGCAACCCUCUCGUAGGUUUGUCCGAAUCAAGCCGAUUGUAUAGAACUUGUGAUUUAUGUGACAGGGUGACGAUAGAUAUAUAUUUGCUAAAGUAAUUUAUCGAUUCUUCGUUUGACAGCGAAUAUUUUUAUUAUCAGUUUUAACGAAUAUCUAAAUAAAAUGCCGCCGCCGAUUAUUUAAAAACGAUAAUUUCGUUAAUUCCUCAAAGAUCUUCCAUUAACGUCAACAAAUAAUGAAAUAUUAAAAUUGAUUCGGUUUUAAUGAUAUAUAUAAUUUGUCGCUUUCUCGCUUACCGUAUCUCGAACAAGAGCGAGAGAGACGAAUAGUUAGAACUGAAUUUAGUUGGAACAAUAGGACCGUUAGUGACUGAAUGUAAUUCGACUUAAUUAUAAUCUUAAUUUUUUUUUAUUGCCAGCGAGAAUGAUAAUGAACUUUAAUCUCACUUUACCGGGAUUUCCAAUUACAUCCCGGUGUGGUGGUAUGCGAAAUCAGAUUUUUACUUUGACUUGUUAUUCUAAUUUGACAGCUGCCAUUUUUGACGUUUUUGUAAAAAUAUUCUUAUAUUGAAAAGACAGAAUGUGGGAAAAUUAUAUAUAAUCGCUGGACGUAGCUUCUCGAGAUCUUCAAAAAAGUCUCAGUAAAUAACUACCAUUUUACUGAUAUUAUAUUUCAUCUCACAUCAUCUCAUUACACUUAAUUUCAUGUCGAUUGAUUAAUGUUUCAUAUUAAUCAACUUAAUUUCGCUCCAUAUCGUUUUUCAUUAAAAAAAAGAAUACACGAAAGAUUAGGCUGUAUGGAAUGAUACCGUUGCCUUUCCAAUUGGCAAAAGAGAACUACUAAUUGAUUUAUGAAAUCAAAUCCGGAUUCGAAUUCCAUUAUUAUAAUAAUUAUUAUUAAAUCAAUCGAGUAUUUUAUAUCUGAAAACAGUAUGUUGCAUCAUAUUAAUAUUGUUGUGCUCGUACUGUUACGCGCUGGGGCUCGGGAUAAAGAAAAAUUCCAACUAAAUACAAAUUAAAACACUAUUUAACACU